UGCCACAUAACCUAACCUUUUGGCCGACAGCUUUUGCCGGAGGAAGGCUGCAGGAGGCUGGAGCCCAACCCACCCUUGCCUCGGGCGGCAGCCCAGCAGGACGGUACAGGCGCGCCAAACCGAGGUGAGCCGUGCCGUGCCGCGCCGCGCCGUACCACACCGGGGAGGAGCACAGCAGCGCUACUAGCAGCACCCAAAGCGCGGUUGUUGGGAUGCGGCAGCGCCUUCCCCUCGGAGAAGAGCGAAGUUAAAAAGCCAGCGCGCCUCCACCGCUUUCCUCCGCCCUCCUGCCUCCGAGCCUCCGGCGAGCUCCCAGACGUCCCGCACCCCGCCCGUCUCGCCCGGGCGGCGGUGCAGAGCGCGGAGCGGCGGGAGCCUACCGCGUGGAGCCGAGACCCCGGCGCUGCCGGUUUGGGCGCGCGUUUGGGAGUCUUGGUGCCUUGAGGCACCGCGUCCUGCCAAGCCGCCCGUCUGAGAGGACUACUGCAGCUACUUGGGAGGAGAUGAGCGUGGCAGGGAAACAGCUCGAGCGCCCCGGCAGCCUCCUCGUCCCCACCUGGACUAAAACUGGUAUUGCCUUGUUAUAUGAAGAAGCAUCCCCAAAUGCUUAUGACAUCCGACUGAAGCUUACAAAAGAAGUAUUAACAAUUCAAAAACAAGAUGUCGUCUGUGUUAAUGGGAGUGAUCACAGUGCAAAUCACAGAACUGUUACACUUCAUAGACAACCAGUUGGUGGCUUGGGCUUAAGCAUAAAGGGUGGUGCUGAGCACGAAGUGCCUGUCGUCAUAUCAAAAAUUUUUAAAGAUCAAGCAGCUGACCAAACAGGAAUGUUAUUUAUAGGAGAUGCAAUAUUACAGGUUAAUGGUAUAAAUGUAGAAAAUGCUACUCAUGAAGAAGUGGUACACCUACUGCGAAAUGCUGGCGAUGAAGUUACCAUCAAUGUUCAGCACCUCAGGGAAGCUCCAUCGUUUUUAAAGCUCCCAUUAGGUUCCCCUGGACCAUCCAGUGAUCACAGCAGUGGGGCUUCAUCACCUCUCUUUGACAGUGGCUUACAUUUAAAUGGAAACUCAACUAACACUGCUCCAUCAUCACCUUCUUCACCUAGAGCUAAUGAACCAAAAUACGAGAAGCGCUGGGUAGACACCUUAUCAAUUCCUCUGUCAAUGGCUCAGAUCUCGAGGUACAAAGCUGGAACAGAUAAGCUAAGAUCUAAUGCAUUUGAAGUGCUGGCACUUGAUGGAGUUAGUACUGGGAUACUUCAGUUUUAUACAGCCCAGGAGAGUGCUGACUGGCUGAGAGCAAUAUCAACUAACAUCAGUGAUUUGACACUUCAAAAUAUGAAAAUGGCAAAUAAAUGCUGUUCUCCCUCAGACCAGAUCAUACACAUGGGAUGGGUAAAUGAGAGACUUGAAGGAACUGAUUCAUCUCAGCUCUACAAAUGCAAAUUUCUAGCACUGAAGGGUUCCUCCUUUUACAUUUUCAGCACUCCACCGGUAAGCACACUAGACUGGAUACGAGCUGAAAAAAUCUACAACCUCUGUGAGGUUCUAUUUAAAAUUCACAAGCUCUGGCUUGCUGAUGAUUGUUGGAUGCAAGCAAAUUUAUAUUUAGGUAUCCAUCAGGACUUUGAUCUUGAAGACCAGAGGUCAUAUUGUUUCAGCGUAAUGGUUGGACAUGGCAAGAGUCAUUAUUUCAAUGUGGAGCUGGACAGUGAGUUGGCAGUGUGGGAGAAAUCAUUUCAAAGAGCGAUUUUCUUGGAAGUUCAAAGAACAGGGUCUAAAACAUACAUGUGCAGCUGGCAAGGGGAUAGACUGUGUUUCACAGUAGACUUCACUCUGGGGUUUACCUGUUUUGACAGGGAAACAAAGAAUGUCCUGUGGAGGUUCAAAUUCUCUCAGCUCAAAGGCUCUUCAGAUGAUGGGAAAACAAGAGUAAAACUGCUUUUUCAGAAUCUGGACACCAAACAAAUUGAGACAAAGGAACUUGAAUUUCAGGAUUUGACAGCAGUUUUGCACUGUAUUCACUCCUUUAUAGCAGCAAAAGUGGCAUCUGUGGAUCCAGUAUUCAUAGACAGUCAGAGUAUUGCAAGAAAGUAUAUGUACAGUAACUGAUUCCAGUUUAUAUGUUGUGACUAUGGAAAAUAAAUUAUUUUCUUAGAGAAAGUAAUUAUUUCAUGCACAAUAUUGCAACUUUGUGAUUUUGC
Molecule: messenger RNA, 2203 nt
Organism: Pogoniulus pusillus (Red-fronted tinkerbird)
Lineage: Eukaryota; Metazoa; Chordata; Aves; Piciformes; Lybiidae
Gene: SNTG2
Product: syntrophin gamma 2
Exons: 17
Coding region: 504-2111 (535 amino acids)
Cellular component (GO): dystrophin-associated glycoprotein complex; intracellular anatomical structure
Molecular function (GO): protein binding; structural molecule activity
Source: RefSeq, a predicted model, not a curated record